Suncus etruscus (white-toothed pygmy shrew) is the source of this 935-nucleotide messenger RNA. It is a transcript of the gene RAB17, whose product is annotated as RAB17, member RAS oncogene family. The transcript is spliced from 6 exons. NCBI's taxonomy places the organism in Eukaryota, Metazoa, Chordata, Mammalia, Eulipotyphla, Soricidae. Gene Ontology annotation, cellular component: endosome. Gene Ontology annotation, molecular function: GTPase activity; GTP binding. The coding region runs from base 151 to 789 and encodes 212 amino acids. The record is from RefSeq and is a predicted model, not a curated record.
UCAGCAGGAAGUCCUGCCUCAUCUCUUUCUUUCAGUCCCUGGGGCAAAGGUUGGCUGGACGUCUGCCGGGUGGGCUGGAGAUGCCUCCACCUCUUCCUCCUCCUUCCUUCCUGGCUGCUGCUUUGGGACUAGCAACAAACCACUGAGGUCAUGGCAAAGGCAGCUGGGCCCUCCCAGCCUGCGGUUGCCCCUGCCCAGCCCCACGUGUUCAAGUUGGUGCUUCUGGGAAGCAGCUCGGUGGGCAAGUCCAGCUUAGCACUGCGCUAUGUGAGGGACAAAUUUCGCGACCUGCUACCCACAGUGGGCUGCGCUUUCUUCACCAAGGAUCUGAGUCUGGGCGUCACAUCUGUGAGACUGGAGAUCUGGGACACAGCGGGCCAGGAAAAGUACCACAGUGUCUGCCACCUGUACUUCCGGGGCGCACAGGCCGCUGUGCUGGUGUAUGACAUCACCCGAAAGGACUCUCUGGGUCAGGCCCAGCGCUGGCUGCAGGAACUGAGGCAGGAGAACAGCCUCGAGGAUGUGGUGGUGAUGCUGGUGGGCAACAAGGCAGAUCUAGGCUCGGAGCGGGAGGUGACCUUCCAGGAAGGGAAGGAGUUUGCUGAGAGCCAGGGGCUGCUAUUUACGGAGGCCUCUGCCCUGCUGGGGGACCAGGUCACAGAGCUCUUCACAUCUGUGGCCCAAGAACUGCUGCAGAGGGAGGAACAGAAGGAUGCAGUACCCCAGCAGGGUUCCCCACUGCCUCUGGAUGGAGCCCCCACCAGGCAAUCUAAGUGCUGUGCCCACUAGAAGCCAUCUUCCCGAAAAGGGGUGCCUGGGCCACUGGCCCCCAUUGGAACCCACCACUAUGAAACUCUGCAGUGGGGGACACAAGCUAAUCUGGCUCAUCCCAAAAGAUGGAGCCCAAUGCUCCCACCUGCCUCAUUGGAGCCCAG